Messenger RNA from Suillus bovinus, 546 nucleotides. Its product is annotated as HIT-like domain-containing protein. Lineage: Eukaryota; Fungi; Basidiomycota; Agaricomycetes; Boletales; Suillaceae. The coding region runs from base 128 to 514 and encodes 128 amino acids. Gene Ontology annotation, molecular function: catalytic activity. The record is from RefSeq and is a predicted model, not a curated record. Gene Ontology annotation, biological process: nucleotide metabolic process. The transcript is spliced from 4 exons.
CAUAUAAAUACAGAGGGAAUGGUAAGUUGUCUUUAUAGUUUGCAGGACCCGUCGUGCCUUUAUCACGACCUACAUCAAUCUAGAAGCUUAUCGUCUCCAAUAGUUACCAACUACUACCUCCCAUUCGAUGGAUCCUUCCUCCGGAAAGUCGAGUGCAGAUUCCGAAGCGAUAAACGUAGACGCGGGCACCCUUCCACAUGACACGAAGCUCGACCCAAAUUGUAUAUUCUGCAAGAUCGUCACCGGGGAAGCCCCGAGUUUCAAGGUGUACGAAACGAAACACAGUCUCGCCUUUCUCGCGAAGCCUCCAGUUUCUCAUGGGCACACCCUCAUCAUACCCAAAUACCACUCCCGGACAUUAACAGAUCCUGGACUUCCGGAUGAGUUCCUCGCGGAUGUUGGCCCUAUCAUGAAGAAGAUAGCAGUGAUGAACGGCGAGGAUUCAUACAACAUCAUCCAGGUACGCUCCACAUGCACGAGCUCUUGCUCUCUCCAUACUCGCGCGCUAAGUUAACACGGCAAUCAGAACAACGGCAGGACAGCUGG